UUGGCCUCACUGUAAUGAUGCAAACCCUCGAUGAAGUGGACCUCUGUUUCCCACAACUUCUCAACGCCUCCUGCAGGAAGACGGCAUUGCCUCCAGCUGUGUUCAUGAUCACUUACAUCAUGCUGACGUUCAUCGGUCUGCUCACUUUGAUGCUCAACUUGCUCGUCAUUGUCUCUAUCUCCCACUUCAGGAAGCUCCACACCCCCACCAAUAUCCUCCUCCUUUCUCUGGGUAUCUCAGAUUUUCUCGUGGGUUUCCUUAUUUUCAUUCAAACCUCGGCGAUAGACGGCUGCUGGUUCCUCGGUGACUUUAUGUGUAUUGUUUAUUAUGUCAUGGAAUACAUCAUCGUUUCUUCCUCGGUAGGAACCAUGGUCCUUAUAUCAGUCGAUCGCUAUGUGGCUAUUUGUGACCCAAUGCAUUACCGAACCAAAGUUACUGAAAAAAGAGUUAAGAUGUGUGUUUGUGCUUGUUGGGGGGGUUCGACCCUCUGUCACUGUGUGCUGCUGAGGCACAACCUGAAACAGCCAGGCAGCCUGAAUUCCUGCAUCGGAGAGUGUGUCAUUCUGAUAAAUAACAUCUCUUUUGUCAUAGACAUGACUGUGUCCUUUAUUAUUCCUGUCAUUUUCGUCGUUGUCCUAUAUCUCAGAAUCUUUGUGGCAGUCAUCGUUCAGGUCCGUGCCAUGCGAGUGCGCACGGCAGCCGGUCCUCAACAGAGCUCAGUCAAAGUAAAGAAAUCAGAAAUGAAAGCGGCACGGACUCUCGGCAUUGUUAUUGUUGUGUUUUUAUUAUGCGUCGGCCCGUUUUUUAGCAGUGCGGUGACAGGCGAGGACAUCCCGCUCAAUGUGUCAAGUGAUGCAUUUGUCAUACUUUUUUUCUACUUUAACUCCAGUUUAAACCCACUGAUAUAUGCCUUUUUCUACCCCUGGUUUAGAAAAUCUAUCAAACUAAUUUUUACACUACAAAUACUGAAGCCCGGCUCCUCUGACUUCAAAUUAAUGUAAAGACAACGGAGCUGAUGAGUAGUUUUUCAUAAUGUAGGGAUCCUAUAGACCAACAGAGAAACCCAGUGAACAGAGUAAAGUCUAGACAUAAAUUAAACAUAAACUGUCUGCUUAGGUGGACAUUAGAAUCUCUUCUAUGCUUUGACCCUGAGUUUGGAAGUGUGCAUAUAGUGCUGCAUGCAACAUCCCAGCCAUGUGCAGGCACAACACACGUGGGAAAACUGAAAACCUGAUGUCCUUUAUUGCCUUAAAUGCAUAAUAUGUCACAUAUUGUGUCCAGAAUAUGUUAUACAUAUUGCACAAGUCAAUUCCCACAAGUUUUCUGCCACUAAAUGUCAAUUUUCCUGUCUCAUUUAUGCUUUUAUCACUGCACUUUAGCUUUUUGUUCAAUUUUCUACAUGCACCAUGACUCUCUGUGACCAAACUGCGAUUUAAAUAGUUGUAUAAAUAGUAUAGUUUGUUCUAUUUUUGUUUCUCCAAGAUAUGACUCAGCAAAUUGUGUUAGGGUCAUUGAUAAUCUCUUGUGCAUUUUUAAGGAUGUGUCUUUGAUGAAUUUUGCAAUGCUGAAAUUUAAAGUUGCUGUCACUGAAUUCAUUUGUUAUUAUGUGUGCCAAAUCUAUGUUUUUGGCUUCUAUCACUGAGCUAUAACAGUUGUUUUCAAAGAAUAAGAACUGACACUCACAUUCAUGCAUGAAUUUAUGACCCAAACUGUUUAAACUCAUGAUCAUUUCACAGGUACCUUCAUGCAAUAGCCAAGUGAUAUGGCCUUAAUUUAAUAUCCUGUUUAAUUUAAGUCAAUAGGUGAUAAAUGAUGUUGGUAUUUUAUACAAAAUGUGCUUUAAGUGUCUAGUUUUCACUUUAUUUUAUGUAUUUUGCACAGCACAAUACAUAAAAAUGAUGAUGCAAAUAUUUUUAAUUAAAUUUAGAGCAGUCACAAUGAAAACCAAAGUGGUGAUGAUGUUAUGAUGAUAUCUGUAAUAUUAAGCGUGAAUAGUCCUGAAUGAGUCUCUGCAUCAGAGAGCUGUGUGUGUGUACCUGGUAUUCCUCAUGUUGUGGGGACCCUGU
Solea senegalensis (Senegalese sole) is the source of this 2066-nucleotide messenger RNA. Its product is annotated as trace amine-associated receptor 4-like. Gene Ontology annotation, cellular component: membrane. The coding region runs from base 15 to 1001 and encodes 328 amino acids. Gene Ontology annotation, biological process: G protein-coupled receptor signaling pathway. NCBI's taxonomy places the organism in Eukaryota, Metazoa, Chordata, Actinopteri, Pleuronectiformes, Soleidae. The transcript has 2 exons. The record is from RefSeq and is a predicted model, not a curated record. Gene Ontology annotation, molecular function: trace-amine receptor activity.